CACGCUUCCGGAAAAGCCAUCGUGGUGACCCUUUUUGUUUGCUAACCCGACGACUGUGUCGAGCCCCUUUUUUCCUUUCUUCUUCUUCUUCCACUUUUUCCUCUCCCCGCAACACAUUUGUCCGCUGCAGCGACGUGAUGUCUGCAGACAUGCCCGCCGGGGGUCUGAACCUGGAGUCUCAGCUCAUGUCCGUGAUGGACGUGCUGGUGAAAGCGGCGGUGGUGGAAAUCACUCAGCUGUUCUCCGAGGGAUCGUCGUCCCUGCGCCUGCAUCUCACGCAGAGCCUGAAGGAAAACGAAGCCCUGAGGAUGAGGAUGAAGGGGAUGAGGAGCGAGCUCUUCUCCCUGCGGCUGCAGACCAGGAACAACCGGCCGGCGAGCCGCAUCUCCCCGAUCAGAGGAAGUGCUCCCAAACCGCGGGCUAGGACAGAGGAUUCACAUCAAGUGUUCCAUGAUGUACAGAAUCUUCUUCAAUUUGUUGGUCCCAAGUGUAAUUUUUGCACCAUGCAAGUAGAGGCUUCUGCAGGACAUCUACAUCAGAAACAUCUAAGGGAUGCUACUUAUUUUCAAGAUGGAGAAAAAGAGAAAUUUGUAGUGUCGUGCUACUGCCAGGAAAGCAAUCAAAGCCAUAGAUCCCACAAUCAUUGUCCAUUCUGCGACUACAGAGUGUUUUCCCGAACGGUGAGCUUCAGGACACACCUUCAACAACUUCAUGGUAUCAAAUCAUACAAGAAAAGAGUUUUCAUUAAGCCACCAUUGUCUCCAAAGGCUGAUAUGGAAACUGAUGCGAUCUCUCUACGAUCAGACAACAAUACGGCCUCCUCCAAAAAUCAAGUGGAGUGUGCUGUUGUUGAGAGCCCAGAUAUCAUCCUCAUCAAAGAUGAAGACGACAUGGGAGGAUGUGGGCCAGAUGUGGGCCAUGACGACUUUGGCGGUGAGCCCCGGGUGACAGCUGGUAACGAGGAGCUGAGAAUCCUCAGUGUUCACGGAGGAGGAGGGGAGGAGCUCCUCCAGGACGAGAGCGACUCCCUCUUCAGCGCCUCCGAACUCCAGGCUUUCACCUCUCUGUCUCCGGACCGCGACGUCCCCCACGACAGCCUCCUGGACUUCGCAACCGGUGCCGCCGGCAGAGACCCGAGGAGAGGGAUGCCGCAUACCAGGGACAGCCCACUGGAGCCGAAUGAGUCCACCCAGAUGCCGUUGACCACCAUGAAAACCGCAGUGAAAACGGAAGUAGUAGAAGAAGAAGAAGACGACGACGACGACGACGACGACGAUCAAGUGGGGCACCCGAGUCACGUCGGGCAGUUUGACCAGCAGCAGAACGCCUUCUCCCACGGCGCCCUCAAAUCCCUGGACUGCAGCUUCUGCGGCGAGCGCUUCCUCAGCCGCGAGGACCUGAUCGCGCACAGGGCGAGUCACACGGGGGAGCCGCCCGUCCUCUGCUCGUUCUGCGGCAAGUCGUUCGUCAACAAGACCACGCUGAGCAUCCACAUGCGCAUCCACACCGGGGAGAAGCCGUACGCCUGCGCGCAGUGCGGGAAGCGCUUCACGCAGAACGGCAGCCUGAAGAUCCACCUGCGGACUCACUCCGGGGAGAAGCCGUACACCUGCAAUCAGUGCACCGCCAGCUUCAACAACCCCAGCAACCUGCGCAGGCACAUGAUCACGCACAACCCGGACGGGGUGUUCUGACCAGGGAAAGAGAUACAACGUUUUAACUUGGGUUGUGUUCUUUUCUCUUCAGCGCGUUAGCUUUGCCAAGGCUCGUGUGCCACAGUGUGUAUUUGGGUAACAUGCGUAACAACGUGUGUUUGUGUAGCUGUCAGGAGCUCUGUCAUGGGUCAAAUGUGCUUAAUGAACUAAUAGUCCACCAAAGGUUUAUCUCUUGACCGGUUCUCAGUGAUAUCCAUGGAGUGUUGAAGGAUACUUUUUAAAUGAAGAAAGACAACCCGGAAAACUAAAAAGCCUUCAACUUUUUUUUUUUUUUGACAAUCUUAAAAGGAGAACAUGUAUGUCGUAUUCAUCCUUGAAGGAAUAUAUACAGUACCUUGAUUUCAUUCUGAUUAAAUACAUACUCAAAAAACAUGACCAGCUCUGCAAAUGCAGCUGCUCAAUAUGUGUGGAUCAGUCAUUUUCAGAACCGCUUACAUUUGGGACUUCUUUGACAGCAUGAACGCAUGUAAUCCUUGGAAUCUUUCCUUUGGUUACAGGAAACUACUUGCACGUGUGAACUCUUAACACAUAAAAAUUUGAAUACUUACAUGGACAGAAUCAUCAACAACACUUUUGGCGCUGCCCCACCUUUUGUGCUACAAGAAUGCUAAUGUUUUUAACACCUUUGAACGUUUGUUAGAUCAUUAGAACCUUUUAUUAGGAAUGGGAAAUGUUUGACUUAAGGUAUUGUAAGUUGCCUUUUAAGGAGAGAGCCAUUUAUCCUCAUUUCAUUCAUUUGUGUAACUAUGCGUUUCACCUAAAAAUUAAACAAGCUCCACGGUUGUAGCUGUUUCUGUACUUCUCAUAUAGUUUUAGACCGAUUGCAAUGAUUAAUUUGGUGUGGAUUUUGUUUGUGGCUUUGUAAUCUGGAUAUGCAAUGAUUAAUAAAUCUAGAUCUUUUAUAUCGCUUUCAGUACAUGCAAAUCACCUCUAGGGUGCAGCAUUGUUUGUGUUCCCGGUGAGCAUUGUGAUUAAGGGUUAUUCAUGCUGUAGAGCUCAUCCUUUUAAGGAAACUGAGGGAAAUUCCUUGCAUUGUUCUUAUUUCCACCCUUCCCACUGUCUUUUAUCGGGAUCCUGUUCUGGCUUUGGUUUCACACAAAGGAGUUAAAAUAAAAGAUUGCUCAAACACUACUGCAUGGUACUCAAAU
Messenger RNA from Pungitius pungitius (ninespine stickleback), 2863 nucleotides. RefSeq lists its product as uncharacterized. The transcript has 7 exons. The record is from RefSeq and is a predicted model, not a curated record. Lineage: Eukaryota; Metazoa; Chordata; Actinopteri; Perciformes; Gasterosteidae. Bases 138 to 1694 code for a protein of 518 amino acids.